Messenger RNA from Ananas comosus (pineapple), 2986 nucleotides. Its product is annotated as conserved oligomeric Golgi complex subunit 3-like. The record is from RefSeq and is a predicted model, not a curated record. The transcript is spliced from 26 exons. Gene Ontology annotation, cellular component: membrane; COG complex; cis-Golgi network. Bases 322 to 2655 code for a protein of 777 amino acids. Gene Ontology annotation, biological process: intra-Golgi vesicle-mediated transport; Golgi organization; intracellular protein transport. Lineage: Eukaryota; Viridiplantae; Streptophyta; Magnoliopsida; Poales; Bromeliaceae.
UUGGUAUCCGAGACCCAAGUCCCAAAACAAGGGUUUGCCCUAACUUCUCACCCCUGUGGCGGUGCGGCCCUGCCACCGACCCCUGCGGCGGUCGCGGUCCUUCCCCUCCCCCUCUUCCCUUCCGGCCGCUCGCCGAACGCCAUCGGAAGCCCUCCUCUUCAGAAAUCGAAGAUCGAAGAUCGGGUUCAUCACUCUUCAGAAAUCGAAACCCUCCUUCCCGCCUCUUCCUCUUCCUCUUCCGCUUCCGCUAUCCAACGAUAGAUCAGUAAUCGGGUGGUUCUUUACAAACCAGGAGAUCUCCGUUCUCUCUCGUCCUCUCCCAUGGUGACGACCACUCUCCCCAAAUCCGGCGCCGUCUCCAAGGGCUACAGCUUCGCCUCCACUUGGGAGCAGAAUGCGCCGCUCACGGACCAGCAGAAAGCGACGAUCUUGGCGCUCUCCCAUACCGUUGCGGAGCGGCCGUUUCCGCCGAAUCUGUCUCAGAAGGAGAUCUCGGUGAAGAGCGGCGAGUUAUCGGUUUCGAUGGAAGAUUCUACUUUCGAAAAGGCCGGGCAGAUAGAUGCUGUUUUGGUUAACACGCAUCAGUUCUACAAAUGGUUUAUAGAAUUGGAGUCAGCUAUGAAGUCCGAGACAGAGGAGAAGUAUCGUUUCUAUGUGAAUACACUAAUGGAACGUUUCCAAAUAUGUGAUGGAAUCCUUCAACAAGUGGAUGAUACCCUAAAUUUGUUUAGUGAGCUGCAGUCACUGCACCAGUCGGUUGCUACAAAGACUAAAACCUUGCAUGAUGCAUGCGAUCGGCUAUUGAUGGAAAAGCAAAGAUUGAUCGAAUUUGCUGAUGCGCUUCGUAGUAAGCUCAACUAUUUUGAUGAGUUGGAGAAUGUUUCUACCAGUUUUUAUUCUCCAAACAUGAGUAUUGGAAGCGCACAGUUUCUUCCGCUGUUGAAACGUCUAGAUGAUUGCAUCUCGUAUGUUGAAAGCAAUCCACAAUAUGCUGAGUCUGCUGUUUACUUGGUCAAAUUUCGGCAACUCCAGUCAAGAGCAUUAGGUAUGAUUCGAUCUCACGUGGUUUCAGUCCUUAAAGGUGCUUCAUCUCAGGUACAAGCUGCAAUUCGAAGCAGUGGUUCAAGCAAAACAGCUGUUCCAGAGGGUGUGGAGGCAUCUGUUAUAUAUGUUCGCUUCAAGGCAGCUGCUAGUGAGCUGAAACCUGUUCUUGGGGAAAUUGAAAGUAGAUCUUCUAGGAAAGAAUAUGCACAGAUUCUCUCAGAAUGCCACAAGCUUUAUUGUGAGCAAAGACUAUACUUGGUCAAAGGUAUAGUGCAGCAGCGGAUCUCUGAAUUUACAAAAAAAGAGGCCUUGCCAUCAUUAACUAGGUCUGGAUGUGCAUAUUUAAUGGAGGUUUGCCAGUUUGAACACCAGCUUUUUGAUUACUUCUUUCCGUCAUCUUCUUCCGAUGUCACGAACAUGGCUCCUUUAAUAGACCCUUUGUGCACAUAUUUGUAUGAUACUUUGCGCCCAAAGUUGAUACAUGAGGCAAACCUUGAUUCUCUCUGUGAACUUGUAGACAUAGUAAAAGUUGAAGUUCUAGGAGAGCAGCUUAGUAGACGUGGUGAGUCAGUAGCUGGAUUACAUCCCACGUUACAAAGAAUUCUAGCAGACAUUCAUGAGAGAUUAACGUUUUGCGCCAGGACGCACAUCCGCGAAGAGAUCGCUAAUUACCGUCCAUCAGAUGAAGAUCUAGAUUACCCUGGAAAGCUGGAGCAAUUAGUUGAGACUACUUCAGAAGCUGGUGUUGUUGAUAAUUCAGACAUAGUUCAGACAUGGUAUCAGCCAUUGGAGAAAACAGUAUCAUGUCUAUCAAAAUUGUACCGUUGUUUAGAACCAACAGUUUUUACUGGUCUAGCACAGGAAGCUGUGGAGUUCUGCUCAAUAUCAAUACAGAAUGCAAGCAAAUCUAUUGCAAAGAGAUCAAUGCCUAUGGAUGGACAGCUUUUUGUUAUAAAGCACCUUCUUCUUCUACGAGAGCAGAUUGCACCGUUUGAUAUUGAAUUCUCCGUUACGCACAAGGAGCUAGACUUUUCUCAUUUGCUGGAGCAUUUGCGAAGGAUUCUCAGAGGUCAAGCCUCACUUUUUGACUGGUCAAGAUCAACAUCAUUGGCAAGAACCUUGUCUCCUCGCAUUCUAGAGAAUCAGAUUGAUGCCAAGAAGGAACUCGAGAAAAGUCUGAAAGCCACCUGUGAAGAGUUCAUUAUGUCCAUCACAAAAUUAGUUGUGGACCCUAUGCUAUCGUUCGUUACUAAGGUAACUGCUGUGAAAGUUGCAUUAUCCUCUGCUAGCCAAGGGCAGAAAUCGGAUUCAGUUCUUGCCAGGCCUCUAAAGAAUCAAGCAUUUGCUUCACCAGAUAAAGUCACCGAGCUGGUUAAAAAGGUUGGAACUGCCAUCCAGCAAGAGUUGCCUAAAGUAUUGGCAAAAAUGAAGCUUUAUCUCCAAAACCCAUCAACACGAAUGAUCUUGUUCAAACCGAUCAAGACAAAUAUUGUGGAAGCUCAUGUGCAACUACAGUCAUUGCUAAAAUCUGAAUAUUCUGCGGAAGAAAUACAAAACAUUGGCAUGUUGUCAAUACAAGAGCUCCAAGCUCAACUGGAUGGCCUUCUUUAGCUGAAAGCCGCAUUACUUGUCCAUUUUAUCUGCGCGUUACUAUCUGAAGUCGCCUCUCCGUCGCUGAGUAUAAGCUUCGCUGUUUGUUUCUCAUCAGAAAUCUUUGUUAGAUUGAUCAGAACGGAUACUUUUCAAUUUGUUUUUUUUUUUCCUUCUUUUUCUCUUGGAUUACAGACGGGAGGAUGUUGUAUUCAUUAUCCCACUUGGGAUUAGCUAAGAUGGACCAAAUUCAUUGUUGUAUAACUUCUCGAUGUUUCUUCUUCCACUAUCCAUUUGUAGGGACUUUUGCUUGGAUUUGUAUCUCUUCAUUUAUGGGAUAUUUACCUCUGAA